This is a messenger RNA of Cryphonectria parasitica EP155, 1485 nucleotides long. RefSeq lists its product as uncharacterized. The coding region runs from base 1 to 1485 and encodes 494 amino acids. Gene Ontology annotation, cellular component: nucleus; SWI/SNF complex. Gene Ontology annotation, biological process: regulation of transcription by RNA polymerase II. The transcript has 3 exons. The record is from RefSeq and is a predicted model, not a curated record. Lineage: Eukaryota; Fungi; Ascomycota; Sordariomycetes; Diaporthales; Cryphonectriaceae.
AUGACCACUCAGCCCCAAGGCCAUCUUCCCGCGGCGCCCAUGACCGCCCAGCAGCAGGCCGAGCGGCACCAGCAGCAGACGGCCGCGCACGAGCGCGCCAAGCUGCGCGCCCGCAAGCCCACCGACAAGACCAUGCCUGACGGCGUCGAGGACUGCGUUGUCAGCGACGGCGUGCAGCGGUACCGCGACCUGAGGGACUUUGAGAGGAGGCUCGAUGCGACCAUCACGCGCAAGAGGCUAGAUGUCGUGGACUCGGUGGGCAGGAAUGCUAAGCGUUUCAAGACUCUGCGCAUAUGGAUCUCAAAUACCGUCGAGGACCAGGUCUGGCAGGCCGGCGAGCUCAACGCGGAUAGCUUCGACUUCUCCACAAACAAUGAAUCCUCCUUCCGUGUCAAGAUUGAGGGCCGGCUGUUGGACGACGACGACGACGAAUUUGACGAGGAUGACGAGGAUGAGGCGGAGGAUGGCGUCGAGGAGGAUGCUGAGGAGAAAAAAGUUCCCAAGGAGGACCCCGAGGGUGGUGCCGAAGACAAAAUGGACACAACAGAUGCGCCAGCCCAGAAGAAAGCCAAGGCGAUCGAGGCCACGAAACCCCCACAACCUCGUUUUUCCCACUUCUUCAAGGCCAUGACGGUGGAGUUCGACCGCAGUAAGAUGCGCAACGGCGCCGAGCAAAGUGUGGAGUGGAAGAAGCCGGACAGGAUAGCGAACUCUGCCACUCCGCCUGCUGCCGCCGACUUUGACGAGCUGACGUUCAAGAGGAACGGAGACGAGAACAUGAACAUCACGAUCAAUCUGUUCAGGGACGAGGUGCCGGAACGAUUCGAGCUUAGUCCCGAGCUGUCCGAUAUCGUCGAUAUGCCUGCUGCCUCGCGUGCGGAGGUCGUCAUGAGUCUAUGGGAGUAUAUCAAGCUUAUGGGACUGCAAGAGGACGAGGAAAAGAGGCAUUUCCGGUGUGAUGAGCUGCUCAGAAAGAUUGUCCCGAGGGACCCAGGCCUGAUCCCAGAGCUUCAGAACUACAUCACUCCUCACCUGCGGCCUCUCCCCCCCGUCAAGCUCGCGUACACGGUACGCCUCGACGAGGAGUUCCACAAGAACCCCCAACCGACCAUCUACGACGUACUCGUGCCCGUCAGCGACCCCCUGCAGCCACGUCUGGCACGGUUCCUGCAGCAUCCACAGUACGGCAUGAUGCUCCAGCAGGUCAAGGGACUGGAUGAGCAGCUCGCCAUCAUGAUUCAGGCCAUCGCCGACUCCAAGGCCAAGCAUGUCUUCUUCAAGGGUCUGAGUGGCGACCCAGCCAAGUUCGUGCGCAACUGGCUCUCUUCCCAGAAGCGUGACCUGGAAGUGAUCGUUGGCUCGGCCCCGCGUGGUGGCGGCGAGGACGCAAGCGGGGACGAGUGGAGGAGGGGUGGAAAGGACAGUGUCUGGAGGACACAGAAUGCGCGCGAGUCUGUUCAGUAUCUGCUCACUCGGCGGCUCUAG